AUGCACUGCGGCUGCUUGUCCGAGGGCAUCCCUCCCAUCGCCAGCAGCUCCUGGAUCUCAGGCUUGGCCUUCCCUGACUGGGCCUACAAAGCCGAGUCCUCGCCCGGCUCCCGGCAGAUCCAGCUGUGGCACUUCAUCCUAGAGCUGCUGCAGAAGGAGGAGUUCCGCCAUGUCAUCGCCUGGCAGCAGGGAGAGUACGGGGAAUUUGUCAUCAAGGAUCCAGAUGAGGUGGCCCGCCUCUGGGGCCGCAGGAAGUGCAAACCACAGAUGAAUUAUGACAAGCUGAGCCGGGCCCUCAGAUAUUACUACAACAAGAGGAUUCUGCACAAGACCAAAGGCAAAAGGUUCACUUACAAGUUCAACUUCAGCAAGCUCAUCGUCGUCAACUAUCCUCUGUGGGAGGUGCGGGCACCGCCCUCCCCCCACUUGCUGCUCGGCACCCCUGCCCUGUUCCGGCCAGCCCUGGUACCUGUGGGAGCACAGAGUGAGCUCCUGCACAGCAUGCUGUUCACCCACCAGGCCCUGGUGGAGCAGUGGUCGGCACAGCGGCCCCAAGGACCCCCUGAGAUCUCUGGAGAGAAGAAAGGGAGCAGCAGCAGUGUCCACCGACUUGACACCACCCCAGCCCCAUGCCGCUUUGAUUGUCAUUUGAGGAGCCCCCAAGACAAGUUGCCCAGCUUUGCCUCCUUCACCCCUCCCCUGCCACCUCCUCUUCCCUCUGACUGGACCCACCUCUCCAGGCCCUUCAUGCCCCCGCUCCCCACAGAGGGUCAUUUCUUAGGGCCCUCCAAGCCAGAUCCCUUAUUCCCAGGACCUGGGUGCUCCCCAGGGCCCUGGCAUUUUCCAGGGCUUCCUCUGUUGGCUGGGCUGGGACAGGGGGCUGUCGAGAGGCUCCAGCUCCUGACCUUCAGGUCUGAGGGGCUGGAAGAAGAGCCAAACCCCACAAUGGAGGCAAAGGAGUACCUGGGUCCUGGGAAAGGCUUCUCUCCAGAAACCCAUGGACCCAAAUCAGGGGAGGAGAGCCCUGUGUCCCCCAGUCUGGAGAACUUCAAAACAGUAUGGCCUCUGGAUCCUCCCUAA
Talpa occidentalis (Iberian mole) is the source of this 1080-nucleotide messenger RNA. RefSeq names its product ETS variant transcription factor 3 like (gene ETV3L). Gene Ontology annotation, biological process: cell differentiation; regulation of transcription by RNA polymerase II. Lineage: Eukaryota; Metazoa; Chordata; Mammalia; Eulipotyphla; Talpidae. The coding region runs from base 1 to 1080 and encodes 359 amino acids. Gene Ontology annotation, molecular function: DNA-binding transcription factor activity, RNA polymerase II-specific; sequence-specific DNA binding. Gene Ontology annotation, cellular component: nucleus. The transcript has 5 exons. The record is from RefSeq and is a predicted model, not a curated record.